Messenger RNA from Sphaeramia orbicularis (orbiculate cardinalfish), 1236 nucleotides. Its product is annotated as transmembrane protein 138-like. Gene Ontology annotation, cellular component: cilium. NCBI's taxonomy places the organism in Eukaryota, Metazoa, Chordata, Actinopteri, Kurtiformes, Apogonidae. The record is from RefSeq and is a predicted model, not a curated record. Bases 1 to 615 code for a protein of 204 amino acids. The transcript is spliced from 5 exons.
AUGACGUCUGUGAUUUCCAGACUCGUCCUGAAACAUGAACCUGCUUUAAAUGUGACUCCGGGUGCAGCGUUGGAUCCGGUGUGGAACCAGGGUCCGGCCGGGUAUCCGGCCUUUGGGCCGGAGAAGCUCCAGACCAGUAACUACUCGCUGGUGUUGCUCAUUCAGCUGAGCCUGCUCUGCUUCGACCUGUUCGUCAACUCCUUCAGUGAGCUGCUGAGGACGGAGCCGGCCGUCCAACUGGUGCUCUUCAUAAUCCAGGACAUUUCUAUCCUUUUCAACCUGAUCAUCAUUCUGUUGAUGCUGUUCAACACCUACGUGUUCCAGGUCGGCCUGGUUUCCUUAUUACUGGACCGUUUUAGAGCUCUGCUAAUGCUCUCUGCUCUCUACCUGACCUUCAGUAUCAUACUCCACUCAUGGCUCAUGAAUUUACGCUGGCUGAACAACAACAGAUUUAUUUGGACAGACGGCCUGCAGGUGCUUUUUGUUGUCCAAAGAACUGUGUCAGUGCUGUACUAUUAUUUCUACAAGAGGACGUCGGAGUAUCUGGGCGACCCUCGACUCUACGAGGAUUCACCGUGGCUCAGAGAACUGUUUGAGCGGGUCAGACACUCAUGACCUCAGCGGUUCGGCAACAGAGAACAGAGCCGAGACUAAGAAUGAAAGAGGCACAGGCAGAACCCCCUAAAUGGAAAGAAAAUAUGUUCAAAUACAGUGGGUAAGGAUCAGAUGCAUUAAUACAUUUAUGAACACAUACAGGGCAUUGAUAAUAAAAGUGCAGUCUGUAUUAAAUACUCUAAGCCCUAAAAGUGUAUUCCUUGCAGGACAUGCAUUUAUUUAAUCUGUUCUGUUUGUUUUGUCGGACACCGUUUAGCUUCUGCAUCAGCAGCUGCUGCUGAUCGUGCUGAGGUCCACUCAUUAAAAAUACAUUACAGAAUUAUGGCCAAAAAAGAUUUACUCCACAAAAUAUUUCCUUUCCAUGUGGGAAAGUGUGUGCCAAAAUCCUGGUUAGGCAUUUGAGAACUUUUCAGGUUUGUUUAACUGUUCAGAAUGUAUUUAAAGAGGGUCACUGACAACGCUUUUUAUCUGUUGAAAUAACUCACCAAAUGCCCUUUUUCUUGUCUUUUAUCUGCUGUGCAUUUUUAAGAGACUAUACUGACUCGUUUUAUAUACAUUUUAGACUAUUUGAGUUGCUUUGGGUUUGUAUGUGAUGUUGAUAUUAAAACAGAAUUUGAUGUU